AUGAGGGUGAAAUUUGGAACCUGUAACACUCCCAAGCCAGGCUUCUUUGAUUUUGAGGGAAAGCAGAAAUGGGAGGCUUGGAAAGCCCUGGGAGACACCAGCCCUCAUCAAGCUAUGCAGGAGUAUGUUGCUACAGUGAAAAAACUGGACCCCAGUUGGAAUCCACAGACAACAGAGAAGAGGGGAAAAGAAAGCAAAACCGCAUUUGGAGGCCCAGUUGUCAGCUCAUUGUAUCAAGAAGAAACAAUCAGGGAAGAGGACAAGAACAUUUUUGAUUACUGCAGAGAAAACAACAUUGACUAUGUAACUAAAGCCAUUCGAUCAAAAAAAGUGGAUGUGAAUGUCACAGAUGAGGAG
Nipponia nippon (crested ibis) is the source of this 357-nucleotide messenger RNA. NCBI's taxonomy places the organism in Eukaryota, Metazoa, Chordata, Aves, Pelecaniformes, Threskiornithidae. The record is from RefSeq and is a predicted model, not a curated record.